Molecule: messenger RNA, 2333 nt
Organism: Linum trigynum
Lineage: Eukaryota; Viridiplantae; Streptophyta; Magnoliopsida; Malpighiales; Linaceae
Source: the annotation of a GenBank genome assembly
CAGAUAUUAUAUUAUCCGAUACAAUUUGGAGGGGGCGGGAACUGCAGCCCAUGGCCCUUCAUUUCCAGCAAUAAGAGCCCAUGGAUUUGGAUCAAAGCCCAAACCCACGCCGGUCUCCUCAAUCCUGAAUCCCUAGUUUUGCUUUCCCGCCGUUGCCUCCAGCUCCAAAGCGCCCUCCGAGCCCUCCCCGCCUGCCGACUGCUUACUGCUGCCGUGACAUCCGUCGCCUCUUCUCUUGUCUCCCGUCGCCACGCACCGCCGGAAUCUUUCUCUGAUCCACCCUCUUUGAUAGUAUCAAUACCCUGAUUGACAAGCCGGACUAUAGUCGAGAACUCUCGGUACCUGUCAUAUUCCUUACUCACUGCGGGAGGUUUUUUCUCACCAACGCUUUUGCUUACUUUAACUCUUCCAUCGGUUUUGGCCGAACUUUCUCCCGUUCUGCCUUUGUGUUUUGCUGAUAGUUGAGCUUAAGUUGGUGAUGGGCAUUCUACAGUUAGCCUUAUUAGACCUGCGUUUGUGUGAAGCAUCUUCUGUGAGCAAUGUUGUAGCUUGAAUUUCUAACCCAUCUCAUUGCUGUUGAAUAACAGUGGUUUAUUCUUUUCCUUUGCCACUUUACCUGUUUUCUCCAAUUGGCUAUUCAUUGUACAAUCCUCCAUGUUUUAUGCUAGAUUACAGUAUGAAAAAUAAGUUGAAAUGGUUAAAGAGAAUGUGGGAUUAUAUACCUUGCUGUGUAUGAUGCUAAUUGCUACAUAAUUUCAUUUGUUGGGAAGUACAGAACCCACAUGGUCUUAAACUGCUCAAUACAGGCUGAUUUUUACACAUUUCGAAGUUUACUACACUACGCAAUCCACAUCUUAUGAUUAAAGAAGAUGACUGCUGAUGCUUGUUUUUAUAAUGUAAUAAACAGAUAGAUAAGGAAUAAAAUUGACAAUGGGGUUGCUGGACUCAUCCGGGGACUUGUCAGCGGAGAUGGAAGUGGAUGCAUUCAGGCGUCUCUUCCCACUACGCUACUAUGAGCGCCAUCUUGCCGAAUCUAUACGACCUGAUGGUAGGCCUCUUGGAAGGGCUAGAGAUACUACAGUGGCCUUGGGGGCUGUUUCUUCUGCUGAUGGAUCCGCUCUCGCAAAGAUUGGCUCUACUACAAUGCUUGCUGCCAUAAAAAUGGAAGUCAUGACUCCUUCCGCAGAAUCACCUGAUGAGGGGUGUAUAGCUAUUGAGUUCCACAUGCCACCAAUUUGCUCUCCCAUUGUUAGGCCUGGCAGGCCUGCUGAAGCAGCAGUAGUUGUAUCAAAGCAACUGUCUGACACCAUUUUGAGUUCUGGGAUGAUUGAUCUGAAGGAACUUGCUUUGGUCAGUGGAAAAGCUGCUUGGAUGGCUUACUUGGACAUAUAUUGUUUAGAUGCCGAUGGUGCACUUUUUGAUGCAGCAUUGCUUUCAGCCGUGGCUGCAUUCUCCCACUUGCAAAUCCCAGUAGUUUCCGUGAAUGACAAAGGAAAAAUAGUAGCCUUCACAGAGGAAGGUGAUGGGAGGAAGUUGGAGAAAGAAGCAGUUAACAAAGAGAAGAUAAAACUAACCCUCGGCAGCAUCCCUUUCUCACUUACAUGUGCACUACAUAAGAAGUACAUCUUGGCAGACCCCACGUCAGAAGAAGAAUCCAUCAUGGAAACUCUCGUGACAGUGGUCAUGGACUCGUCCGACAGACUUGUCUCGUUCUACAAACCUGGUGGACCCGCUCUUGCCUAUACCUCUCUUGUUACAGAUUGCGUAGCGUUGACGAGACACAGAAUGAAAGAACUCGAGAAGAUCCUCGACGAAGCCUUUUCAGGGAUGGAGGUUGACUAGGUGUGCCUACCCAUUUGAGUUUUUACGUUGAGGAUGGAUUGAUGAAUACUAGUGCAUUCCACCCGGUUGGCUGUUCUUUUGAUGUUCUCAGCGGAGCAAGGACUGCUGAAUUUGCAGAACCACCAGAAUUGUUGUCCCCUGUUCGAGUACGUUGCAGUCCUAACUUCACAAUGUUUGAUUAGGUAGGGAAGGAUGUGCUUCAAGUUACACUAUGUAAUUUGCACAUUUCUCUCUUUCGUCAGUGUUAUCAAGAAUAUGGUAAUCUCACUGACGAAAGUGAGAGACCCACAUAUUACUUUCCGAUGAUGAUUGACGAUUACUUUCCUGUCAGUAGUAGUUAUAGUGGUUGAUGGCCGAGGAUUUUCUUGGAGGUAACGAUACUAGGCCGGAGAUUGUGUUUUGGUGGUGGUGAGGUUGGGUCGGGUAGGGUUAGGGUAUGGGGGUGUGUAGAAAAGAAAUUAGGUUUUUUUUAAUGAAUGUAAUAAUGAGGU